Molecule: messenger RNA, 3217 nt
Organism: Alosa sapidissima (American shad)
Lineage: Eukaryota; Metazoa; Chordata; Actinopteri; Clupeiformes; Clupeidae
Product: zinc finger protein 883-like
Exons: 3
Coding region: 22-2190 (722 amino acids)
Biological process (GO): regulation of transcription by RNA polymerase II
Cellular component (GO): nucleus
Molecular function (GO): DNA-binding transcription activator activity, RNA polymerase II-specific; RNA polymerase II cis-regulatory region sequence-specific DNA binding
Source: RefSeq, a predicted model, not a curated record
AAUCACUGAAGAAGAAGAAAAAUGGCACGAAUGGCACAGACGACAUGCAGGAGGUGGUGUUCUGUACCUUUCUGUACCAACAGUAAGCAAAGACACCCCUAUCUGAGCUUUCACAAAAUUCCCCGCGAUGUGGAUCGUCGGAGAAAAUGGCUUCAAGCCAUCAGGAGAGAGGAAGGCCCGCAGUCUAAAAUUUCUGAUGCUGUAGUUAUUUGUAGCCAACAUUUUCGUAGGAGCGACCUGUUCAAAACACCCAGCGGUUUCACCCGAGUUGAAAGAGACGCAGUGCCUUCUAUUUUUCGAUCGGAGUCAUGUGAAAGACUUGGGUUUGCUUGUGGUCACGAAUAUGUUGGUGAUGCUGCUGCUGCUAGUCUUGCUUUGGACCACAACUACUCACGACCAUCGCCUGCAUUGAUUACAGGAAAGAGAGUACCUGGGAUCUUUGGAUCCUCCAGUGGGACCAUGGAUGAAAUGGAGGUAAAGCCGCUGAUCUCUGACUGUCACGAGACUGAAAUGCACCAGGUUGACCUGAGAUUGAUUGUGAAAGAAGAAGACAUAAAAGAGGAGGAAUAUGGUCAUAUGAUAUCAUGUCCGGUCAAAGAUGAAGAAGAAGAAAAGCCCUUUGCAGAACGUCACUGUAAAAUUGAAACAGACGAUACCGACGAUACAGACUCUAACGAUGAAACACUACAGACACCAGCGGAGAUUGAAGUGGAGAUUGAGGAGGACGAGCAGCACGAUAACCAGCUGGAAAGUGUAUCAGACCACCCAAAUGUAACACAACAGAAGAUCCAUGGACAUAAUGAUGAACUCAACCUGGAACUCAAAGGAGGACCUUACCGCUUCACAGUCUAUAGGAAAAGUGUCACAGCCCUGACUGAACUUGAGAAGCACCAGCAAAACCACACUACUGGUGUUUCACAAACACAGAGGACAAGCAAAAAGGCUCAUCAAUGUGCCCGGUUUGGAAAAUCAUUUACAAAGGUCACAGCUCUUCAACGCCACAUACGUACACAUACUGGAGAGAAGCCUCAUAAAUGUGUCCAGUGUGGAAAAGCUUUUAGAACAUCCACAGAUCUUAAAUAUCACAUGCGUACACAUACUGGAGAGAAGCCUCAUAAAUGUGUCCAGUGUGGAAAAGCUUUUAGAACAUCCACAGAGCUUAAACACCACAUACGUACACAUACUGGAGAGAGGCCUCAUAAAUGUCUUCAGUGUGGAAAAGCUUUUGCACAAAUAUCAACUCUUAAAAACCACAUGCUGAUACACACUGGCGAGAAGCCUCAUAAAUGUGCCCAGUGUGGAAAAGCUUUUUUGCAGAUGUCAGGUCUUAAGAGCCACAUGAUCAUACACAUUGGAGAGAAGCCUCAUGUAUGUACCCAGUGUGGAAAAGCUUUUUCAAGAAUGUACUCUCUUAAAAUCCAUAUGCUAGUACACAGUGGAGAGAAUUCUUAUCAAUGGGCCUGUCCUGGAAAAGGAUCUCAACAAAUUUCUGAUCUGAAUUCCCAUAUACAAACAAUGCACACUGGAGAAAAGCCUCAUAAAUGUGCCCAGUGUGGAAAAGCUUUUGCAACAUCCACAGACCUUAGAUGCCACGUGUGUACACAUACUGACGAGAGGCCUCAUGAACCUGACCAGUGUGGAAAAGCUCACAGCUCAGCUCUUAAAACCAUAGUACAUACGGGAGAGAAGCAACAUAAAUGCUCCCAUUGUAGAAGAGCUUUUUCACGAAUUUCAUAUCUAAGAUCCCACAUGCGAGUUCACACAAGAGAACAACAGCCUUAUAAAUGUGCCAAAUGUGGAAAAGCUUUUACAAAAUCCCCAUAUCUUAAAAGCCACAUGCAAACACACUCUAGAGAGAGAGAGAAAGCUCAUACAUGUAUAGAGUGUGGGAAAGCUUUUUCAAAAAGUGAAAAUCUGAAAAGCCACAUGUUCGUACAUACUGGAGAGAAGCCUCAUGAAUGUUCCCACUGUGGAAAAGCUUUUGGAACACCCAAAGAUCUCAAACGCCACAUGCUUACACACACUGGACAGAAGCCUCAUAUAUGUGUCCAGUGUGGAAAAGCUUAUAGAACAUCCCAAUAUUUAAAGUACCACAUGCUAAUACACACUGGAGAGAGGCCUCAUAUAUGUGUCCAGUGUAGAAAAGCUUUUAGAACAUCCGAAUAUCUCAAACACCACAUGCUACUGUAAUACACACUGGAGAGAACCCUCAUAAAUGUGUUAACUGUGAAAAAGCUUUUAGAACAUCCUCAGAUCUUAAACGCCACAUGCUUACACAUACUGGAGAGAAGCCUCAUAAAUGUGUUCACUGUGAAAAAGCUUUUAGAACAUCCAGAGAUGUUAAACGCCACAUGCUUACACAUACUGGAGAGAAGCCUCAUGUAUGUAUCCAGUGCGGAAAAGCUUUUGCACUAAUUCAAUAUCUUAAAACCCACAUGCUAUUACACACAGGAGAUAAUUCUUAUAAACUGACUAAACUUUGAUCUCAACAAAUAUCAGAUCUUAAUUAUGCAAAUAAUGCACACUGGAAAGAAGCCUCAUAAAUGUGCCCAGUGUGGAAAAGCUUUUUCACAAAUGUCAACUCUUAAAAGCCACAUGCUAAAACACACAGGAGAGAAGCCUCAUAAAUCUGUGUCCAGUGUGAAAAAUCUUUUAGAACAUCCCAAGGUCUUCAACACCACAUGCUUACACAUAUUGGAGAGAAGCCUCCAGUGUUACACAUAUUGGAGAGAAUGUGUCCAGUGUGGAAAAGCUUUUUCAUUACACACUGAAAGCGAUUUAACAGAAGGUGAUGAAUAUAUGCAAAGUCAAAAUAGGGAGGUAAAAAUGGCUGUGAAUUGAAAUACUGUGGAAUAAAUCAAUUGUUUUAAAGGCGAUUUGAUAAAAAACAAAACAGUAGUAAAAUGGUGAAAGCUGUGGGAAGCCUAUUGUUUAUAUUGCCUGAAUGUGACUAAAAAUGAGUAGAGUACAAUCAUUAAUUAAUUAAUUACCUUUUUAUAUUGUUAUUUCUUGUAUUUAUUUCCCUCCACACUUUUAUGUAGGUUUAUCUUAUUUAGUUUUGUUUUAUUUGUAGGCCUAUAUGUUUUACUACAGUUAUUGUCUACUGUUUCUAUUGUUGUCUCAUUGUAUCUGUUAUCUUGGCUUCACUGAAAAUAAGGACCACCUUAAACUGAACCUCAGAGAAUAAAUAAAGGUUGAAAGAAUUUUUUAAUCCUUA